Molecule: messenger RNA, 4239 nt
Organism: Trichechus manatus latirostris (Florida manatee)
Lineage: Eukaryota; Metazoa; Chordata; Mammalia; Sirenia; Trichechidae
Gene: GOLIM4
Product: golgi integral membrane protein 4
Exons: 16
Coding region: 139-2286 (715 amino acids)
Cellular component (GO): Golgi membrane; Golgi apparatus
Source: RefSeq, a predicted model, not a curated record
GUCUCGCAUUUGUUCCUCAUGCUGCGUCCGGCCACCUCCCGCGGCGGCCGCUGCUGAGGCGCUCGCUGGGACUGAAGGGACGACGAGGAGGCGACGGCGGUGGCGGGCGCGGCCGCGGCGCGGGGUCCAGGCGGGACUAUGGGAAACGGGAUGUGCUCCCGAAAACAGAAGCGGAUCUUCCAGACGCUGCUCCUGCUGACCGUGGUGUUCGGCUUUCUCUACGGCGCGAUGCUCUACUAUGAGCUGCAGACGCAGCUGCGUAAAGCCGAGGCGGUGGCGCUCAAGUACCAGCAGCACCAGGAGUCCCUCUCAGCCCAGUUACAAGUUGUAUACGAACACAGAUCGAGAUUAGAGAAAUCCCUGCAAAAGGAAAGACUUGAACAUAAGAAAGCAAAGGAAGAUUUCCUUGUUUAUAAGUUAGAAGCACAGGAAACACUAAAUAAAGGAAGACAAGAUUCCAACAGCAGAUAUAGUGCAUUGAAUGUCCAACAUCAGAUGUUGAAAAGUCAACAUGAGGAGCUAAAGAAACAGCACAGUGACUUGGAAGAGGAGCAUCGCAAACAAGGGGAAGACUUCAGUAGAACAUUUAAUGACCAUAAGCAGAAAUACCUGCAGCUUCAGCAAGAGAAAGAACAAGAACUUUCUAAGCUAAAAGAAACUGUGUAUAAUUUGAGAGAAGAGAAUAGACAACUAAGGAAAGCACACCAAGACAUGCAUACACAGCUUCAAGAUGUGAAGCAACAACAUAAGAAUUUACUCUCCGAGCAUGAACAACUUGUAGUGACUCUGGAAGACCACAAGAGUGCACUAGCUGCUGCACAGACUCAAGUUGCAGAAUAUAAACAACUGAAAGACACUCUGAAUAGGAUUCCAAGCUUUCGAAAACCUGAACGAGCACAGGAGCAAACUGUUCCCCCAGCAGCAGCACAUUCUCCGCAAGGUUAUAGCACAAAAGAGAAACUGACCGAAGAGCAACAGCAACAGGAGGUGUCUCGAAAUAUUGAUGAGGGGCAGAAGCAUGAAGCAGUUCCUGGAAGAACAGAAGACACGCAGCCUUAUCCUCCUACACAGAAGGGGCCAGAAAUUCAGGCUCCAGCAGAGCUGAACCAACAAGAAGCAGAACCCAGAGAACCUGAGGAGCGUCAAGUGGAGGAGGAGCAUAGAAAGGCGCUUGAAGAAGAGGAAAUGGAGCAGGUCGGGCAGGCGGAACAUCUGGAGGAGGAACACGAUCCAUCGCCGGAGGAGCAGGAUCAGGAGUGGAAGGAACAGCAGGAACAAAAAGAAGAAGCCAACCGUCUAGAAGGGCAUGCUCAUGCUGAGGUGUAUCCUUCCGCCAAACCAGUUACCAAAUUGCAAUCACCAUUUGAGGAGCAGUUAGAACAGCAGAGACUGGCAGCCAGGCAGGCGGAGGAGGCCCAGCGGCUGAGAGAACGGCAGGAAGCUUUGCACCAGCAGAGGCUGCAGGGACACCUGUUAUGGCAGCGCCAGCAGCAGCAGCAGCAGCAGAAUCAGCAGCAGCAGAAUCAGCAGCAGCAGCAGCAGCUUCGGGAGAGAGAGCUGUCCCGGCAGAGGCAGGCCAAGCGUGAGGAGGGCCAGCAGCAGCGCCAGGAGCGGUUACGGCAACAAGCUCACUAUGAUGCUAUGGAUAAUGAUAUUGUUCAGGGAGCAGAGGACCAGGGCAUCCAAGAAGAGGAAGGAGGUGCCUAUGAAAGAGACAACCAGCACCAAGGUGAAGCAGAAGAAGACACAGAUAAUGGACAUGAACCUCGAGAACAAAGGCCUCGAGAAGAUAACCCAGAAUCUGAGGCAGAUAGAGCAGCUGUAGAGGAUAUAAACCCAGCAGACGACCCUAAUAAUCAAGGUGAAGAUGAAUUUGAGGAGGCGGAGCAAGUGAGAGAAGAAAACGUGCCAGAUGAAAAUGAGGAGCAAAAACAAAGUAAUCAAAAGCCAGAGAAUGCAGAGAUGGAGGAGCAUUUGGUGAUGGCAGGAAAUCCUGACCAGCAGGAAGAUAAUGUUGAUGAACAGUACCAGGAAGAGGGAGAAGAAGAGAUUCAGGAAGAUUUGACUGAAGAGAAAAAAAGGGGAUUGGAGCAUAAUGCUGAAGAGACCUAUGGUGAAAAUAAGGAAAAUGUAUGGGUUGAUGAUAAAAACAAUGAUGGAGAAGAGCGAGACAUUCGAGAGGACAACCGCCCCAAAGGCCGAGAGGAACACUAUGAGGAGGAGGACGAGGAGGAAGAAGAUGGGGCUGCUGUUGGUGAGAAAUCACAUCGAAGAGCUGAAAUGUAGUUGUGCUCAAUCCCACAGACAAUGCUCAGCCAAGGGGUUCUUCUCAAGCUGCUCAAAACUAAAUCUGCCUACUGAACUCUAGAAUAUUUAAUUACAGAAAAGAAGAAUUUAGACUUUUUUAACUUUUGUAUUAGAAAUACUCAUACAUUUAUAUGAAUAUAUUUUGAUAACCUAGGUUAGAGCUUCUUUUAUAUUCAAGCUAAACAUGCAGAAGAAAAACAAUAAAGCAAACCUUAGGCUCUGAAUCUCAUUUUUCAAAGAUUAUGAGAUGUUGGAAAGAACAUCAAUUUUGUAUAUGUUUCAGAUUGUUACCUUUCUAUCUGGUAGUUUCCCAGUGUUCUGUUUGACUUUGAUAAAGUGCAGGAUAUAAAAGCAGUGAAACUGAAAGAUGCUGUGCAAACUUUAAGGAGAAAGGUCUAUUUACUAAUUGCUUACUUUUCCAGGUUCUGACAGAAUUUUCACCUGUGUUUGUAUCUGUAGAACGAGGUCCACAUGCAGAGUGGCAUACAGUUGGAAAGGCAUUUUUUGAAUUUUUUGGCAGAGUGAAGACAUUGUUUUUCUGAUUUUUUCAGAUCAGUUACAAAAAUGUUAGCGAUUACUUAAAAUCAUAUAUGUUCUACUUGAGAGGAAUGAAUUUAAAAGUGAAAUAGUACUAAAAUUCAUUUGGCCGUAUCCUGGAAGAUUAGAUAUUUCAGUGUUCAAACAAGGUGAAACACAUCAGAGUAUUAACCUUUUUGAAGGACUGACAUGUUGUUUAAAAACUAACUUAGUGUGUAUGGGUGGUGUUUUCUACGUGAGAACCCACUCUCAGUGUAAAAGUCAUUCAGUGAUCUCCUUAUUUCAGUAUUUAGUUAUCUACGAUAAUAUAUACUUCCCCUUUAAGCUCUGUACCUCAACACAUAAUCAGUUUGAUGAUGAGUAUGAAUAUGAAGGCAUACCAAACUGCGUAAUAGGAUUAUUUUUUGAAACCAUACAAGAUACACACGAUGGUAUGAUAUAACCUUAUGACUUUUGUAUUUGCUGGGAUUGGGUCUGCUUUUUGCCUGUGCAUAAGCAUUUUAAUGAUUAUGAAUUAUAAUAAAUUCCUACAAUAAAAAAUUAAAAACCCAAAAUUCCCCUUGAAUAGAGAGAUCUCAGUCAUAACCAUAAAGCUUUUUAAAUAUAUGAGAACAAAGUAAUAUAAUUCAUAUGGAUGUGGUUUUGUAAUCACAUUCAAAUUAAUAAAGUCAAAUUUGUUUCUCCCCUUAUUGUAUGAAUGCAAUUUCACAUUUUAAUAACCACAUUCAUGUAUGGUUUUGAUUAUCCCAGUUGAGUGAUUGUGUGUGUAUGCAUAGGAAUGUUUUGUUCAAGUGUAGUUUGGCUUUUCAAUAAUCAUAAAUCAAAUCUUACCUUUAUGUAUAAAAACCCUUUAUGUAAUGUAAAAUGUAUAAUAUUGUACAUAAUAUUCAGAAUACAAUUAUUUUGGUAAAUUACUUUGUAUUUUUAAAGUCCCAGUUGCAGUAUUUAAUUAUUUGAAAUAUAUUGAAACUUGAUAAUAGCCAAUAAAGCCCUAAAAAGCAAGUGGUAAAUCUUUUUAAAAUAUGCAACUUCUUAUUGGUUUCUGAUCUUAAAACAUUCUUUAGUUCUUUUUAAUAAAAAGAAUAAUUGUAAAAGGUACUAAUACAUACUAAUGAAUUAUAAAAUAACUUUCCCAGCCUGCUCCUGCUUUCUUUGUCUCCUCUGUUGGAUUGGCACAUACCCCCACUCCCCUUUCCUAAAGAAAGCUGAGAAAUUUUAUUUGAGCUAGUUCUGGGGGAAGAGAAAAGAAACAGGUGUAGAAAAUGUAAGAGUAUCAUGUGUGCAUACACGUUGUUGUUAGUUGCUGUUGGGUCAUUUCUGACUCAUGGCGCCGUGUGUGUGGAGUAGAACUGCUCCAUAGGAUUUUCCUGGCUGUAAUCUGAAGGGAGGCAGAUC